This is a messenger RNA of Magnusiomyces paraingens, 1110 nucleotides long. RefSeq lists its product as uncharacterized. Gene Ontology annotation, biological process: cytoplasmic translation. The record is from RefSeq and is a predicted model, not a curated record. The coding region runs from base 1 to 1110 and encodes 369 amino acids. NCBI's taxonomy places the organism in Eukaryota, Fungi, Ascomycota, Dipodascomycetes, Dipodascales, Dipodascaceae. Gene Ontology annotation, cellular component: cytoplasm. The transcript is spliced from 2 exons. Gene Ontology annotation, molecular function: GTP binding; GTPase activity.
AUGGGUAUCAUAGAAAAAAUCCAGCAGAUCCAAGAGGAACUUGCUCGUACGCAAAAGAACAAGGCUACCGAGUACCACAUUGGUCUUCUUAAAGGUAAACUUGCGCGGUACCGCCAACAACUUCUUGAGCCAGCCCCAGGAUCCUCUAGUUCUCCAGGUCAAGGUUUUGAAGUAUCAAAAAGUGGUGAUGCACGUGUAGCUCUUAUCGGUUUUCCCUCCGUUGGUAAAUCAUCUCUUCUUUCUAAAAUCACCAAGACUAAGUCGGAGGUGGCCCAAUAUGCUUUCACAACUCUUACAUCUGUUCCUGGUGUUCUUGAAUAUAAUGGUGCUGAGAUCCAAAUUCUCGAUCUGCCUGGUAUUAUUCAAGGUGCCUCUGAGGGCAAAGGUCGUGGUCGUCAGGUUGUUGCAACAGCUAAAACUGCUGACUUGAUUCUCAUGGUUCUUGACGCUACCAAACCUGAGGAGCAGCGUGUCAUUCUCGAGCGAGAACUUGAGGCUGUUGGAAUACGUCUUAACAAGGAACGACCCAACAUCUAUCUUAAGAUCAAAAAGACUGGUGGUGUCAAGUUCAAUGCUAUUUCGCCCCCCAAAUACCUGAAUGAACGCCUUGUUAGUGAUAUCUUGAAGGACUACAAAGUCCACAAUGCUGAAGUUCUUAUCCGCGAUGAAAAUUGCACGGUCGAGGACUUCAUUGACAUUAUCAAUUCAUCUCACCGCUCUUAUAUUCCCUGCCUUUAUGCUUACAAUAAGAUUGAUGCUGUGUCGCUUGAGGAAGUGGACAGAAUUGCCCGACAGCCCCAUUCUACCGUUAUUUCUGUUGCCAUGGACCUUGGUCUCGACGAUCUGCUAGAGCGUAUCUGGGCGGACCUGUCACUUCUCCGUAUUUACACUAAACCCAAGGGUCAAGCCCCGGAUUUUACGGAACCUAUGGUCGUUCGCGCAGCCCACAACUCGGUGGAAAAUGUGUGUGAUUCUAUUCACAGAGAAAUCAAAAAUAAGUUCCGGUAUGCCAUGGUCUGGGGUGCCUCCACCAAGCACAGUCCACAAAGAUGUGGUCUUCAGCACAGGGUGGCUGAGGGAGAUGUUAUCACACUUUUUACAAAAUCUUAA